This is a messenger RNA of Bradysia coprophila, 1971 nucleotides long. RefSeq names its product stromal membrane-associated protein 1. Lineage: Eukaryota; Metazoa; Arthropoda; Insecta; Diptera; Sciaridae. The record is from RefSeq and is a predicted model, not a curated record. Gene Ontology annotation, cellular component: cytoplasm. Gene Ontology annotation, molecular function: metal ion binding; GTPase activator activity.
UUCACCAAGUUUGCCCAGUGUAAAUCGUAAAAUUUAACUCUCGGUUUACAUGGUUAUUUUCAUAAAGAAAAUAUUUUGUUAAAGAAUUUCGUUCAUAAAUAAUUCGUGCUCUAUCUGAAUGCAAGUGAUAGGCGUGUACAGAUUGAAUUGUACUUGCCAGAUAAUUGAGUGCUGGUGACUAUUAACUUCUCAGUGAUAUCGUUCUGGUAAAAUGACGUGACAGAUUUAACCAUUGCUCAUCCUUUUAUUUUUUCAUUCAUUUUGCUGUUGAAUAAAUAAGAUUUUGUGGAAGUUUUUACGAUCGUUUUGUGUGAUUUUCCACGAGAUUGUUCAAUAAAAUCGACAAAUUAGCUUGUUUGAACUGUUUAUAGGCACGAAAAAUUCUAAUUUAUUUAGUGUGCAGUGUUGAUCGAUUUAAGGUGCUGUAUUGGUUCUACUUUGUGAACUGAAUUCCGUAUCCAUCUGGUAAAAAUGAGCACACGUAAGGAGAGCGAACGUACCAAAUUUAUCCAAGAAAAAUGCCAGACAUUACUAACACAGAUGCUUCGUGACGAAGACAAUAAGUACUGUGUUGAUUGUGAUGCCAAAGGUCCUCGAUGGGCAUCAUGGAAUCUUGGUGUUUUUCUGUGCAUUCGGUGUGCUGGUAUCCACAGGAACUUGGGGGUACAUAUAUCGCGCGUUCGGUCAGUAAACCUUGAUACCUGGACUCCCGAACAGGUUGUCUCAUUGCAACAAAUGGGUAAUUCUCGAGCACGAGCUGUUUACGAAGCUCAGUUACCGGAUGGUUUUCGACGACCGCAAACCGACUCCGCAUUGGAAUCGUUUAUUCGAGCUAAGUAUGAACAUAAGAAAUAUAUGGCACGUGAAUGGGUACCAGCACCUCCAGCUAAGGCAAACUGGGACAAAGAAGUGGACGAAGAAAUGGAAAAACUUAAACGAAAGAAAAAAUCGUCAACUUCGCUUGGUUUAGCUACAGUUGCAUCCGAUAAAAAAGCAAUUACUGUUAAAUCGGUACCGAUACCUGCACCAUUACCAAAACCGAAGUCAGUUUCCGGUAGUCCGAAGACUUCAAAUCGUGUACCAGUUGACAAUAAUUCAGGAUCAUCAGAUUUACUCGGCUUGUCCUCACCCACCAGUAACGAUCCAUCGCCCCCAACGAAUUCAACAACAAUUGAUUUGAGCAGUGACGCUUUCAGCAAUUUUCUUAGUGCACCACCAACCAAUCCAGCCCCACCAUCUUCAAAUAAUUCCAACAAUGACCUGACCUCAAACACUCUGGCUAAGGAGGAACAAGAUUUUUUCAAUCAAGCACCCAACGACGCAGAAAAGGCACGAAUGACGAAAGACAGUAUUUUAGCAUUGUAUGCAACGGCACCGACAACAACGCCCAGUAUAGGUCAAUUUAAUGGUGCCAUUUUCAAUCAAUUUGGCAGCGUUGCUCCACCGAAUGCAAUGCCUAUGCAACACGGAUUCGGCAAUCAAUUCGGCCAAAAUCAUAAUUUCAUAGCUGCUGCGUCGGGACCAAUGAUGAACCUGAAUGCCAGUGGAUUUCCGCAACAGCAAAUUGCACAGCAACAAGGUUUCGCCGCACAGGGUUUUGCAUCGUUUCCACCGCAAGCAGCAACAUUCGGAACUCAACCGUUCGGUCAACCACCUCAGCCAACGAACGCCAAUAAUAUCAAUCAACAGUUUGGCAAUUUGAAUUUAGGGAAUGUUUGGCAAUAAAUAUUGACUUGGGGAGAGAGAUAGGGAACGAGAGAGAGAGAGAGAAAUAUUUGAAUUUAUUGGGACUAAUCAACGCAAUUCUGGCAAUAAAUUAGACACAAAAUGAUUUUACAGGAAGUCCGGGCAAUGUGACUGUCAAACGAAACUAUUGGUACAAAUGAUCCGUGAUUUCGAUCUCUGUCUAAGUUUAUUUUAUUGCUAGGAAUGAAUUGGUCUAACUGGUUAUUGUAUUACGUUAAACUGAAA